AUGUGCGACUGCUUCCACAUGGUGCUGCCCACCUGGCCCGGAGCCCCCGGCAGUGCGUCCGGUCGACAGCUGCAGCAGCAGGACCCAGGGGCUGAGACUGAAGAGGACUGUUCUGUGACCGAAGGGCCUGUGGGUGAGAUCAUUCGGCCAAGGCCGCAGGGGUCCUCACCUGUUUAUGAAUACACAGUUGAAGGUGCUGGCUUCGGAGCCCAGGAAAGCAACCAGGGCAGGCGCAGCUCCUCUGGUAGACGGAGAUCCUGGUGGAAAAGGGAUUCGGGGGAAUCCACAGCUUUCUCCAGCAUGAGUCACCCAGAGACUAUGCAGGAGGUGACAGAAGUGACCCUGAAGACUGAGGUAGAGGCCGGAGCCAGUGGCUACACUGUCACAGGUGGAGGGGACCAGGGGAUCUUUGUCAGACAAGUGCUGAAGGACUCCUCUGCUGCAAAACUAUUCAACCUGAGAGAAGGGGAUCAACUUCUCAGUGCAACCAUAUUCUUUGACCACAUGAAAUAUGAAGAUGCUCUUAAAAUCCUUCAGUACUCAGAACCAUACAAAGUGCAGUUCAGAAUCAAACGGAAGCUCUCUGCCAGCAAGGGAGAGGAGUCAGCCGUUCUGCAUUCUCAGCAAGGCUUGAAAAGCCUGGAAAAGCAGGACAAGGACACUGCUGAUGGAUACAUGGAGACCCCUACAAAGACACUAGAGGGAGAUGGAGACCGAGAAAGGCUUAUUUCUAAGUCCAGGGAUGGUCGCCAGAGGCGGCCCCAGGAUAGGCUCUCCUGGCCAAAAUUUCAAGCCUUAGGGAGCAAGCGGGGAACAGGUCCCCGACGCUCACACAGUUCCUCAGAAGCUUCAGAGCAAAGGGACACACAUGAAGUGUCCCCCACAAGCACAGACACAGAGGCCCAGCUGACAGCAGACAGCCAGGAACAGAAAUCAGGGACAAGAAGACGAAGAAGGAGGUUCCUGAACCUGAGAUUUGGGAUGCGCUCAGGGCAGGGCGCAAAUAUAACUGAGCAGACAGGCAGAGAGCCCCAGGAAAGGCACGAUCAUGCUAGACUGCUGGAAGAGUCCCAGCUGCAGGAGGACGAGACACAGGCAUCUGGGUUCAUGCCUGUGCUAACUACACAGAUGCCCACAAAGCCGAGUCAUUCCACCUUUGAAAAAGAAGGCCCUGGGGAAAUGGUGGUGAAAACAGACAGACAUCAAAGGAAGAAAAAGCAGUUGGCAAAACAAGACAAGGAGAAGACACAUAGCCAACAAAGAGCAGAGCCAGCCACAGGAAGCAGCUGGGAUGAUGAAUGGGAGGUAGUAGAAAGUCUGGAAAUUGGCAUUGCAAGAUUGUCCCUGCAAGACAAACCUGACCAAGGCAACACACAGGUUGCAUUGUGCGACUCAAAAACCCCAGAAACUGGAUUUUCGAAAAAAAAGACAAAAGAGACAAAAAAAGGAACAAAAGAAGAUGGACUAGGGGAGAAAGGAUGGAGAGAAACAGGAGACAUGGGCAGAAAAGACAGACAAGUACCAGCAGAGUCACAAGGAAGAACGGGACACGCUACAGAAACAGGAAAGGAUGGAACAGCAGGCUGGGAGAAUGAACAGGAGAAGAAAGGCAAGGAACAGGUCACACAGACAGGACAAACAAAGGUGAAGAUGCCAAAGUUCAGGAUACCAUCCUUUGGAUGGUCUCCAACUAAGGAGGCAGGAACAGUGAAGAGGGAGAGAAAAGAAGCGAUGCACAUAGAGGCAGACAUUGCAGACAAUGGCGGGGAGUCCACAGAAAAAGAAAUGAGCUUCAAGAUGACCAAGCUAAAGGUGACAUCCUUUCAUGAGUCUCCACGAAGGAAGCCUGGCACACAGGCAUCGAUGGAGGUAGAAGCACCCAAGGUGGAGACAGAAGUAUCCCUGCCCUCCAUGAAGGGAGAACUUAAUAAACAAGACCUCGGCAUUCAACUGCACUCGUCCAAUCUGAAGGUCAAGGCUGGACAGGUAGAUGUGAAGAUGGCAGACGUCAAGAUGCCCAAAGGAGAACAGACCACUCAGGAUGCUGAUGGAGCCAACAUGAAGGGCGACCGGCCCAAAGUGCAGAUGCCCAGCUGCAAGAUGCCCAAGGUGGACGUGAAGGGCCCCACAGUGGACACAAAGGGUGCCACAGUGGACGUGAAAAGCCCCAAAAGGGACGUGAAGAUACAGGAUUUAGAGGUGUCCCUGCCCAGCACGGAGGUUCAUGUCGAGGCUCCAGGUGUCAAAAUGGAUGGGGACCUGGCGAAGGUCAAUAAGGACAUGGCCGUCAAAGACAGCAAGUUCAAAAUGCUCAAGUUCAAGAUGCCCUCCUUCGGCAUGUCCGCAACUGGCAAACCCAGCAUGGAAGCCACUAAGAAGGUAGCAGCUCCCGAGGUGGAACCAGAGGUGGCCCUGCCCUCCAUGCGAGGUGAACUUAAGACUCCAGACCUCAGCAUUGAGCUGCCGUCCACCGACCUGGAGGUCAAGGCUGCCCAGGGGGAUGUGAAGAUGGCAGACGCCCAGCUGCCCGAGGGAGAGCAGACCGCACAGCAUGCUGACAAAGCCAGCGUGAAGGGCCACCUGCCCAAGGUGCAGAUGCCCAGCUUCAAGAUGCCCAAGGUGGACCUGAAGGGCCCCACAGUCGAUGUCAAGGCCCCCACAGUGGACGCAAAGGACCUUACAGUGGACAUGAAAAGCCCCAAAGCUGAGAUUAGUGGCCCUGACAUGGAGGUUUCUCUGCCUGGCGUGAAGGUUGACAUCCAGGCCCAAGGUUCCAAGCUGCAAAAGGAUCUGCCUCAUGCUGAGAAGGAUGAGGCCACAAAAGACAGCAAGUUCAAGAUGCCCAAGUUCAAGAUGCCCUCCUUCGGCGGGUCCACAACCGGCAAGCCCAGCAUGGAAGCCACUAUGGAGGUGGCAGCUCCCAAGAUGGAAGCAGACAUGUCCCUGCCCUCCAUGCAGGGUGACGUCAAGACACCAGACAUCAGCAUUCAACUACCGUCCUCCAAGCUGGAGGUCAAGGCUGGCCAGGUAGAUGUGAAGAUGGAAGGUGUCCAGCUGCCCGAAAAAGAGCAGGUCACACAGGUUGCAGACGGAGCCAGCCUGAAGGGCCAAGUGCCCAAGGUACAGAUGCCCAGCUUUAAGAUGCCCAAGGUGGACCUGAAGGGCCCCCAUGUGGAACUGAAGAGUCAAAAAGGAGACAUAAAGAGCCCCAAAAGUGAGGUGAAGAUUCAGGAUAUAGAGGUGUCUCUACCCAGCAUGGAGGUUGAUGUCCAGGCCUCUGGUGCCAGACUUGAUGGGGAACAGGUAAUAGUCAAUAAGGACAUGGCCGACGAAGACAAGAAGUUCAAGAUGCCCAAGUUCAAGAUGCCCUCCUUUGGCACGUCAGCAACUGGCAAGCCUACCGUGGAAGCCACUAUGGAGGUGGCUGGACCCGAGAUGGAAGCAGACAUGUCCUUGCCCUCCAUGCAGGGUGAACUUAAGAAACCAGAACUCAGCAUUGAGCUGCCGUCCUCCAACCUGGAAGUCAAGGCUGGCCAGAUAGAUGUGAAGAUGGCAGACGUCCAGCUGCCUGAGGGAGAGCAGACCGCACAGGAUGCUGACGGAGGCAGCCUGAAGGGCCACCUGCCCAAGGUGCAGAUGCCCAGCUUCAAGAUGCCCAAGGUGGACCUGAAGGGCCCUACAGUGGAUGUGGACGGCCCCACAGUGGACGCAAAGGGACCCACAGUGGACAUGAAAAGCCCCAAAGCUGAGAUUAGUGGCCUUGACAUGGAGGUUUCUCUGCCUAGCAUGAAGGUAGACAUCCAGGCUCAAGGGGCCAAGCUACAAGGUGUCAAGCUGGAUGGGGACCAGGCCGUGGUCGAUAAGGACAUGGCCGUCAAAGACAGCAGGUUCAAAAUGCCCAAGUUCAAGAUGCCCUCUUUUGGCGUGUCCGCAACUGGCAAACCCAGCAUGGAAGGCACUAUGGAGGUGGCAGGACCCGAGAUGGAAAGAGAGAUGUCCCUGCCCUCCAUGCGAGGUGAACUUAAGACUCCAGACCUCAGCAUUGAGCUGCCGUCCACCGACCUGGAGGUCAAGGCUGCCCAGGGGGAUGUGAAGAUGGCAGACGCCCAGCUGCCCGAGGGAGAGCAGACCGCACAGCAUGCUGACAAAGCCAGCGUGAAGGGCCACCUGCCCAAGGUGCAGAUGCCCAGCUUCAAGAUGCCCAAGGUGGACCUGAAGGGCCCCACAGUCGAUGUCAAGGCCCCCACAGUGGACGCAAAGGACCUUACAGUGGACAUGAAAAGCCCCAAAGCUGAGAUUAGUGGCCCUGACAUGGAGGUUUCUCUGCCUGGCGUGAAGGUUGACAUCCAGGCCCAAGGUUCCAAGCUGCAAAAGGAUCUGCCUCAUGCUGAGAAGGAUGAGGCCACAAAAGACAGCAAGUUCAAGAUGCCCAAGUUCAAGAUGCCCUCCUUCGGCGGGUCCACAACUGGCAAGCCCAGCAUGGAAGCCACUAUGGAGGUGGCAGCUCCCAAGAUGGAAGCAGACAUGUCCCUGCCCUCCAUGCAGGGUGACGUCAAGACACCAGACAUCAGCAUUCAACUACCGUCCUCCAAGCUGGAGGUCAAGGCUGGCCAGGUAGAUGUGAAGAUGGAAGGUGUCCAGCUGCCCGAAAAAGAGCAGGUCACACAGGUUGCAGACGGAGCCAGCCUGAAGGGCCAAGUGCCCAAGGUACAGAUGCCCAGCUUUAAGAUGCCCAAGGUGGACCUGAAGGGCCCCCAUGUGGAACUGAAGAGUCAAAAAGGAGACAUAAAGAGCCCCAAAAGUGAGGUGAAGAUUCAGGAUAUAGAGGUGUCUCUACCCAGGAUGGAGGUUGAUGUCCAGGCCUCUGGUGCCAGACUUGAUGGGGAACAGGUAAUAGUCAAUAAGGACAUGGCCGACGAAGACAAGAAGUUCAAGAUGCCCAAGUUCAAGAUGCCCUCCUUUGGCACGUCAGCAACUGGCAAGCCUACCGUGGAAGCCACUAUGGAGGUGGCUGGACCCGAGAUGGAAGCAGACAUGUCCUUGCCCUCCAUGCAGGGUGAACUUAAGAAACCAGAACUCAGCAUUGAGCUGCCGUCCUCCAACCUGGAAGUCAAGGCUGGCCAGAUAGAUGUGAAGAUGGCAGACGUCCAGCUGCCUGAGGGAGAGCAGACCGCACAGGAUGCUGACGGAGGCAGCCUGAAGGGCCACCUGCCCAAGGUGCAGAUGCCCAACUUCAAGAUGCCCAAGGUGGACCUGAAGGGCCCUACAGUGGAUGUGGACGGCCCCACAGUGGACGCAAAGGGACCCACAGUGGACGUGAAAAGCCCCAAAGCUGAGAUUAGUGGCCCUGACAUGGAGGUUUCUCUGCCUAGCAUGAAGGUAGACAUCCAGGCUCAAGGGGCCAAGCUACAGAAGGACCUGCCUCAUGCUGAAAAAGAUGCGGCCACCAAAGACAGCAAGUUCAAGAUGCCCAGCUUCAAGAUGCCCAAGGUGGACCUGAAGGGCCCUACAGUGGAUGUGGACGGCCCCACAGUGGACGCAAAGGGACCCACAGUGGACGUGAAAAGCCCCAAAGCUGAGAUUAGUGGCCCUGACAUGGAGGUUUCUCUGCCUAGCAUGAAGGUAGACAUCCAGGCUCAAGGGGACAAGCUACAGAAGGACCUGCCCUAUGCUGAAAAAGAUGCGGCCACCAAAGACAGCAAGUUCAAGAUGCCCAAGUUCAAGAUGCCCAAGGUGGACCUGAAGGGACCCCAUGUGGACCUGAAGGGCCCCACAGUGGACACAAAGGGUGCCACAGUGGACGUGAAAAGCCCCAAAAGGGACGUGAAGAUACAGGAUUUAGAGGCGUCCCUGCCCAGCACGGAGGUUCAUGUCGAGGCUCCAGGUGUCAAGCUGGAUGGGGACCAGGCCGUGGUCGAUAAGGACAUGGCCGUCAAAGACAGCAGGUUCAAAAUGCCCAAGUUCAAGAUGCCCUCUUUUGGCGUGUCCGCAACGGUCAAACCCAGCAUGGAAGGCACUAUGGAGGUGGCAGGACCCGAGAUGGAAACAGAGAUGUCCCUGCCCUCCAUGCGAGGUGAACUUAAGACUCCAGACCUCAGCAUUGAGCUGCCGUCCACCGACCUGGAGGUCAAGGCUGCCCAGGGGGAUGUGAAGAUGGCAGACGCCCAGCUGCCCGAGGGAGAGCAGACCGCACAGCAUGCUGACAAAGCCAGCGUGAAGGGCCACCUGCCCAAGGUGCAGAUGCCCAGCUUCAAGAUGCCCAAGGUGGACCUGAAGGGCCCCACAGUCGAUGUCAAGGCCCCCACAGUGGACGCAAAGGACCUUACAGUGGACAUGAAAAGCCCCAAAGCUGAGAUUAGUGGCCCUGACAUGGAGGUUUCUCUGCCUGGCGUGAAGGUUGACAUCCAGGCCCAAGGUUCCAAGCUGCAAAAGGAUCUGCCUCAUGCUGAGAAGGAUGAGGCCACAAAAGACAGCAAGUUCAAGAUGCCCAAGUUCAAGAUGCCCUCCUUCGGCGGGUCCACAACCGGCAAGCCCAGCAUGGAAGCCACUAUGGAGGUGGCAGCUCCCAAGAUGGAAGCAGACAUGUCCCUGCCCUCCAUGCAGGGUGACGUCAAGACACCAGACAUCAGCAUUCAACUACCGUCCUCCAAGCUGGAGGUCAAGGCUGGCCAGGUAGAUGUGAAGAUGGAAGGUGUCCAGCUGCCCGAAAAAGAGCAGGUCACACAGGUUGCAGACGGAGCCAGCCUGAAGGGCCAAGUGCCCAAGGUACAGAUGCCCAGGUUUAAGAUGCCCAAGGUGGACCUGAAGGGCCCCCAUGUGGAACUGAAGAGUCAAAAAGGAGACAUAAAGAGCCCCAAAAGUGAGGUGAAGAUUCAGGAUAUAGAGGUGUCUCUACCCAGCAUGGAGGUUGAUGUCCAGGCCUCUGGUGCCAAACUUGAUGGGGAACAGGUAAUAGUCAAUAAGGACAUGGCCGACGAAGACAAGAAGUUCAAGAUGCCCAAGUUCAAGAUGCCCUCCUUUGGCACGUCAGCAACUGGCAAGCCUACCGUGGAAGCCACUAUGGAGGUGGCUGGACCCGAGAUGGAAGCAGACAUGUCCUUGCCCUCCAUGCAGGGUGAACUUAAGAAACCAGAACUCAGCAUUGAGCUGCCGUCCUCCAACCUGGAAGUCAAGGCUGGCCAGAUAGAUGUGAAGAUGGCAGACGUCCAGCUGCCUGAGGGAGAGCAGACCGCACAGGAUGCUGACGGAGGCAGCCUGAAGGGCCACCUGCCCAAGGUGCAGAUGCCCAGCUUCAAGAUGCCCAAGGUGGACCUGAAGGGCCCUACAGUGGAUGUGGACGGCCCCACAGUGGACGCAAAGGGACCCACAGUGGACGUGAAAAGCCCCAAAGCUGAGAUUAGUGGCCCUGACAUGGAGGUUCAUGUCGAGGCUCCAGGUGUCAAGCUGGAUGGGGACCAGGCCGUGGUCGAUAAGGACAUGGCCGUCAAAGACAGCAGGUUCAAAAUGCCCAAGUUCAAGAUGCCCUCUUUUGGCGUGUCCGCAACGGUCAAACCCAGCAUGGAAGGCACUAUGGAGGUGGCAGGACCCGAGAUGGAAACAGAGAUGUCCCUGCCCUCCAUGCGAGGUGAACUUAAGACUCCAGACCUCAGCAUUGAGCUGCCGUCCUCCAACCUGGAGGUCAAGGCUGCCCAGGGGGAUGUGAAGAUGGCAGACGCCCAGCUGCCCGAGGGAGAGCAGACCGCACAGCAUGCUGACAAAGCCAGCGUGAAGGGCCACCUGCCCAAGGUGCAGAUGCCCAGCUUCAAGAUGCCCAAGGUGGACCUGAAGGGCCCCACAGUCGAUGUCAAGGCCCCCACAGUGGACGCAAAGGACCUUACAGUGGACAUGAAAAGCCCCAAAGCUGAGAUUAGUGGCCCUGACAUGGAGGUUUCUCUACCUGGCGUGAAGGUUGACAUCCAGGCCCAAGGUUCCAAGCUGCAAAAGGAUCUGCCUCAUGCUGAGAAGGAUGAGGCCACAAAAGACAGCAAGUUCAAGAUGCCCAAGUUCAAGAUGCCCUCCUUCGGCGGGUCCACAACCGGCAAGCCCAGCAUGGAAGCCACUAUGGAGGUGGCAGCUCCCAAGAUGGAAGCAGACAUGUCCCUGCCCUCCAUGCAGGGUGACGUCAAGACACCAGACAUCAGCAUUCAACUACCGUCCUCCAAGCUGGAGGUCAAGGCUGGCCAGGUAGAUGUGAAGAUGGAAGGUGUCCAGCUGCCCGAAAAAGAGCAGGUCACACAGGUUGCAGACAGAGCCAGCCUGAAGGGCCAAGUGCCCAAGGUACAGAUGCCCAGCUUUAAGAUGCCCAAGGUGGACCUGAAGGGCCCCCAUGUGGAACUGAAGAGUCAAAAAGGAGACAUAAAGAGCCCCAAAAGUGAGGUGAAGAUUCAGGAUAUAGAGGUGUCUCUACCCAGCAUGGAGGUUGAUGUCCAGGCCUCUGGUGCCAAACUUGAUGGGGAACAGGUAAUAGUCAAUAAGGACAUGGCCGACGAAGACAAGAAGUUCAAGAUGCCCAAGUUCAAGAUGCCCUCCUUUGGCACGUCAGCAACUGGCAAGCCUACCGUGGAAGCCACUAUGGAGGUGGCUGGACCCGAGAUGGAAGCAGACAUGUCCUUGCCCUCCAUGCAGGGUGAACUUAAGAAACCAGAACUCAGCAUUGAGCUGCCGUCCUCCAACCUGGAAGUCAAGGCUGGCCAGAUAGAUGUGAAGAUGGCAGACGUCCAGCUGCCUGAGGGAGAGCAGACCGCACAGGAUGCUGACGGAGGCAGCCUGAAGGGCCACCUGCCCAAGGUGCAGAUGCCCAGCUUCAAGAUGCCCAAGGUGGACCUGAAGGGCCCUACAGUGGAUGUGGACGGCCCCACAGUGGACGCAAAGGGACCCACAGUGGACGUGAAAAGCCCCAAAGCUGAGAUUAGUGGCCCUGACAUGGAGGUGUCCCUGCCCAGCACGGAGGUUCAUGUCGAGGCUCCAGGUGUCAAGCAGGAUGGGGACCAGGCCGUGGUCGAUAAGGACAUGGCCGUCAAAGACAGCAGGUUCAAAAUGCCCAAGUUCAAGAUGCCCUCUUUUGGCGUGUCCGCAACGGUCAAACCCAGCAUGGAAGGCACUAUGGAGGUGGCAGGACCCGAGAUGGAAACAGAGAUGUCCCUGCCCUCCAUGCGAGGUGAACUUAAGACUCCAGACCUCAGCAUUGAGCUGCCGUCCACCGACCUGGAGGUCAAGGCUGCCCAGGGGGAUGUGAAGAUGGCAGACGCCCAGCUGCCCGAGGGAGAGCAGACCGCACAGCAUGCUGACAAAGCCAGCGUGAAGGGCCACCUGCCCAAGGUGCAGAUGCCCAGCUUCAAGAUGCCCAAGGUGGACCUGAAGGGCCCCACAGUCGAUGUCAAGGCCCCCACAGUGGACGCAAAGGACCUUACAGUGGACAUGAAAAGCCCCAAAGCUGAGAUUAGUGGCCCUGACAUGGAGGUUUCUCUGCCUGGCGUGAAGGUUGACAUCCAGGCCCAAGGUUCCAAGCUGCAAAAGGAUCUGCCUCAUGCUGAGAAGGAUGAGGCCACAAAAGACAGCAAGUUCAAGAUGCCCAAGUUCAAGAUGCCCUCCUUCGGCGGGUCCACAACCGGCAAGCCCAGCAUGGAAGCCACUAUGGAGGUGGCAGCUCCCAAGAUGGAAGCAGACAUGUCCCUGCCCUCCAUGCAGGGUGACGUCAAGACACCAGACAUCAGCAUUCAACUACCGUCCUCCAAGCUGGAGGUCAAGGCUGGCCAGGUAGAUGUGAAGAUGGAAGGUGUCCAGCUGCCCGAAAAAGAGCAGGUCACACAGGUUGCAGACAGAGCCAGCCUGAAGGGCCAAGUGCCCAAGGUACAGAUGCCCAGCUUUAAGAUGCCCAAGGUGGACCUGAAGGGCCCCCAUGUGGAACUGAAGAGUCAAAAAGGAGACAUAAAGAGCCCCAAAAGUGAGGUGAAGAUUCAGGAUAUAGAGGUGUCUCUACCCAGCAUGGAGGUUGAUGUCCAGGCCUCUGGUGCCAAACUUGAUGGGGAACAGGUAAUAGUCAAUAAGGACAUGGCCGACGAAGACAAGAAGUUCAAGAUGCCCAAGUUCAAGAUGCCCUCCUUUGGCACGUCAGCAACUGGCAAGCCUACCGUGGAAGCCACUAUGGAGGUGGCUGGACCCGAGAUGGAAGCAGACAUGUCCUUGCCCUCCAUGCAGGGUGAACUUAAGAAACCAGAACUCAGCAUUGAGCUGCCGUCCUCCAACCUGGAAGUCAAGGCUGGCCAGAUAGAUGUGAAGAUGGCAGACGUCCAGCUGCCUGAGGGAGAGCAGACCGCACAGGAUGCUGACGGAGGCAGCCUGAAGGGCCACCUGCCCAAGGUGCAGAUGCCCAGCUUCAAGAUGCCCAAGGUGGACCUGAAGGGCCCUACAGUGGAUGUGGACGGCCCCACAGUGGACGCAAAGGGACCCACAGUGGACGUGAAAAGCCCCAAAGCUGAGAUUAGUGGCCCUGACAUGGAGGUUUCUCUGCCUAGCAUGAAGGUAGACAUCCAGGCUCAAGGUGCCAAGCUACAGAAGGACCUGCCUCAUGCUGAAAAAGAUGCGGCCACCAAAGACAGCAAGUUCAAAAUGCCCAAGUUCAAGAUGCCCUCUUUUGGCGUGUCCGCAACGGUCAAACCCAGCAUGGAAGGCACUAUGGAGGUGGCAGGACCCGAGAUGGAAACAGAGAUGUCCCUGCCCUCCAUGCGAGGUGAACUUAAGACUCCAGACCUCAGCAUUGAGCUGCCGUCCACCGACCUGGAGGUCAAGGCUGCCCAGGGGGAUGUGAAGAUGGCAGACGCCCAGCUGCCCGAGGGAGAGCAGACCGCACAGCAUGCUGACAAAGCCAGCGUGAAGGGCCACCUGCCCAAGGUGCAGAUGCCCAGCUUCAAGAUGCCCAAGGUGGACCUGAAGGGCCCCACAGUCGAUGUCAAGGCCCCCACAGUGGACGCAAAGGACCUUACAGUGGACAUGAAAAGCCCCAAAGCUGAGAUUAGUGGCCCUGACAUGGAGGUUUCUCUGCCUGGCGUGAAGGUUGACAUCCAGGCCCAAGGUUCCAAGCUGCAAAAGGAUCUGCCUCAUGCUGAGAAGGAUGAGGCCACAAAAGACAGCAAGUUCAAGAUGCCCAAGUUCAAGAUGCCCUCCUUCGGCGGGUCCACAACCGGCAAGCCCAGCAUGGAAGCCACUAUGGAGGUGGCAGCUCCCAAGAUGGAAGCAGACAUGUCCCUGCCCUCCAUGCAGGGUGACGUCAAGACACCAGACAUCAGCAUUCAACUACCGUCCUCCAAGCUGGAGGUCAAGGCUGGCCAGGUAGAUGUGAAGAUGGAAGGUGUCCAGCUGCCCGAAAAAGAGCAGGUCACACAGGUUGCAGACGGAGCCAGCCUGAAGGGCCAAGUGCCCAAGGUACAGAUGCCCAGCUUUAAGAUGCCCAAGGUGGACCUGAAGGGCCCCCAUGUGGAACUGAAGAGUCAAAAAGGAGACAUAAAGAGCCCCAAAAGUGAGGUGAAGAUUCAGGAUAUAGAGGUGUCUCUACCCAGCAUGGAGGUUGAUGUCCAGGCCUCUGGUGCCAAACUUGAUGGGGAACAGGUAAUAGUCAAUAAGGACAUGGCCGACGAAGACAAGAAGUUCAAGAUGCCCAAGUUCAAGAUGCCCUCCUUUGGCACGUCAGCAACUGGCAAGCCUACCGUGGAAGCCACUAUGGAGGUGGCUGGACCCGAGAUGGAAGCAGACAUGUCCUUGCCCUCCAUGCAGGGUGAACUUAAGAAACCAGAACUCAGCAUUGAGCUGCCGUCCUCCAACCUGGAAGUCAAGGCUGGCCAGAUAGAUGUGAAGAUGGCAGACGUCCAGCUGCCUGAGGGAGAGCAGACCGCACAGGAUGCUGACGGAGGCAGCCUGAAGGGCCACCUGCCCAAGGUGCAGAUGCCCAGCUUCAAGAUGCCCAAGGUGGACCUGAAGGGCCCUACAGUGGAUGUGGACGGCCCCACAGUGGACGCAAAGGGACCCACAGUGGACGUGAAAAGCCCCAAAGCUGAGAUUAGUGGCCCUGACAUGGAGGUUUCUCUGCCUAGCAUGAAGGUAGACAUCCAGGCUCAAGGUGCCAAGCUACAAGGUGUCAAGCUGGAUGGGGACCAGGCCGUGGUCGAUAAGGACAUGGCCGUCAAAGACAGCAGGUUCAAAAUGCCCAAGUUCAAGAUGCCCUCUUUUGGCGUGUCCGCAACGGUCAAACCCAGCAUGGAAGGCACUAUGGAGGUGGCAGGACCCGAGAUGGAAACAGAGAUGUCCCUGCCCUCCAUGCGAGGUGAACUUAAGACUCCAGACCUCAGCAUUGAGCUGCCGUCCUCCAACCUGGAGGUCAAGGCUGCCCAGGGGGAUGUGAAGAUGGCAGACGCCCAGCUGCCCGAGGGAGAGCAGACCGCACAGCAUGCUGACAAAGCCAGCGUGAAGGGCCACCUGCCCAAGGUGCAGAUGCCCAGCUUCAAGAUGCCCAAGGUGGACCUGAAGGGCCCCACAGUCGAUGUCAAGGCCCCCACAGUGGACGCAAAGGACCUUACAGUGGACAUGAAAAGCCCCAAAGCUGAGAUUAGUGGCCCUGACAUGGAGGUUUCUCUAGCCGGCGUGAAGGUUGACAUCCAGGCCCAAGGUUCCAAGCUGCAAAAGGAUCUGCCUCAUGCUGAGAAGGAUGAGGCCACAAAAGACAGCAAGUUCAAGAUGCCCAAGUUCAAGAUGCCCUCCUUCGGCGGGUCCACAACCGGCAAGCCCAGCAUGGAAGCCACUAUGGAGGUGGCAGCUCCCAAGAUGGAAGCAGACAUGUCCCUGCCCUCCAUGCAGGGUGACGUCAAGACACCAGACAUCAGCAUUCAACUACCGUCCUCCAAGCUGGAGGUCAAGGCUGGCCAGGUAGAUGUGAAGAUGGAAGGUGUCCAGCUGCCCGAAAAAGAGCAGGUCACACAGGUUGCAGACAGAGCCAGCCUGAAGGGCCAAGUGCCCAAGGUACAGAUGCCCAGCUUUAAGAUGCCCAAGGUGGACCUGAAGGGCCCCCAUGUGGAACUGAAGAGUCAAAAAGGAGACAUAAAGAGCCCCAAAAGUGAGGUGAAGAUUCAGGAUAUAGAGGUGUCUCUACCCAGCAUGGAGGUUGAUGUCCAGGCCUCUGGUGCCAAACUUGAUGGGGAACAGGUAAUAGUCAAUAAGGACAUGGCCGACGAAGACAAGAAGUUCAAGAUGCCCAAGUUCAAGAUGCCCUCCUUUGGCACGUCAGCAACUGGCAAGCCUACCGUGGAAGCCACUAUGGAGGUGGCUGGACCCGAGAUGGAAGCAGACAUGUCCUUGCCCUCCAUGCAGGGUGAACUUAAGAAACCAGAACUCAGCAUUGAGCUGCCGUCCUCCAACCUGGAAGUCAAGGCUGGCCAGAUAGAUGUGAAGAUGGCAGACGUCCAGCUGCCUGAGGGAGAGCAGACCGCACAGGAUGCUGACGGAGGCAGCCUGAAGGGCCACCUGCCCAAGGUGCAGAUGCCCAGCUUCAAGAUGCCCAAGGUGGACCUGAAGGGCCCUACAGUGGAUGUGGACGGCCCCACAGUGGACGCAAAGGGACCCACAGUGGACGUGAAAAGCCCCAAAGCUGAGAUUAGUGGCCCUGACAUGGAGGUUUCUCUGCCUAGCAUGAAGGUAGACAUCCAGGCUCAAGGUGCCAAGCUACAGAGUGUCAAGCAGGAUGGGGACCAGGCCGUGGUCGAUAAGGACAUGGCCGUCAAAGACAGCAGGUUCAAAAUGCCCAAGUUCAAGAUGCCCUCUUUUGGCGUGUCCGCAACGGUCAAACCCAGCAUGGAAGGCACUAUGGAGGUGGCAAGACCCGAGAUGGAAACAGAGAUGUCCCUGCCCUCCAUGCGAGGUGAACUUAAGACUCCAGACCUCAGCAUUGAGCUGCCGUCCACCGACCUGGAGGUCAAGGCUGCCCAGGGGGAUGUGAAGAUGGCAGACGCCCAGCUGCCCGAGGGAGAGCAGACCGCACAGCAUGCUGACAAAGCCAGCGUGAAGGGCCACCUGCCCAAGGUGCAGAUGCCCAGCUUCAAGAUGCCCAAGGUGGACCUGAAGGGCCCCACAGUCGAUGUCAAGGCCCCCACAGUGGACGCAAAGGACCUUACAGUGGACAUGAAAAGCCCCAAAGCUGAG
This is a messenger RNA of Arvicola amphibius (Eurasian water vole), 14223 nucleotides long. RefSeq names its product AHNAK nucleoprotein 2 (gene Ahnak2). Lineage: Eukaryota; Metazoa; Chordata; Mammalia; Rodentia; Cricetidae. Gene Ontology annotation, cellular component: cytoplasm; costamere; nucleus. Gene Ontology annotation, molecular function: protein binding. Gene Ontology annotation, biological process: regulation of RNA splicing. The record is from RefSeq and is a predicted model, not a curated record.